Molecule: messenger RNA, 2642 nt
Organism: Oncorhynchus nerka (sockeye salmon)
Lineage: Eukaryota; Metazoa; Chordata; Actinopteri; Salmoniformes; Salmonidae
Product: semaphorin-3aa-like
Exons: 14
Coding region: 387-2642 (751 amino acids)
Biological process (GO): semaphorin-plexin signaling pathway; negative regulation of axon extension involved in axon guidance; neural crest cell migration
Cellular component (GO): axon; glutamatergic synapse; plasma membrane
Molecular function (GO): neuropilin binding; semaphorin receptor binding; chemorepellent activity
Source: RefSeq, a predicted model, not a curated record
CACACACACACACACACACACACACACACACACACACACACACACACACACACACACACACACACCUCUAACCUCCAAUAGAAUCUAAAUUGCACCAAGACAAGGGACUAGAUCAUUAUUUUCUGCUGUGACUAUUUCUCACUCAUUCAGUGUUUCUAAUCAAUGAUUUCAUUUGUGCAAAGUGGGGGGGAGAAGCUCAUUACACAGGCCCACAUUAACAAGCGGAAAUCGUUCUCCCACACAACAGUUUAAUCAAUCAUCUUGAUAAGCAGAUACAGCUUAAUCAAUGAUCCCCACAGUGUAACUGUUCAACUGUGGAAAGGGGGGGAAAUCACUAUCUUGUCCUGCAUUAAUAUAAUGGGUUCUGUGUGUGUGUGAGUGUGAGUAUGAGUGUGUGUGUGUGUGUGUGUGUGUGUGUGUGUGUGUGUGUGUGUGUGUGUGUGUGUGUGUGUGUGUGUGUGUGUAUACCAUGGUGCUAUUUUACACAGAUUGACGGGGUCUGUCAGUUAUUAAUAUACAUCUACAAGGUCAAUAAGGUACAGCUCUACUCCACAGACAACAUCUUUCGACUGGAGUCGUCCCACUUCGAGAACGGCCGGGGGAAAAGCCCCUACGACCCCAAGAUGCUCUCUGCGUCCAUCAUGUUAGAUGGGGAGCUGUACUCUGGCACGUCGGCAGACUUCAUGGGAAGGGACUUUGCCAUCUUCCGCACCCUCGGGGAGCAUCAUCCCAUCAGGACUGAGCAACAUGACUCUAGAUGGCUCAAUGACCCCAGGUUUGUAGGUGUAAACCUGAUCCCAGAGAGUGACAACCCUGAGGAUGAUAAGAUCUUCCUCUUCUUCAAAGAGAACGCCAUGGACGGAGAACACACUGGCAAGGCCACUAUUGCCCGCAUAGGACAACUGUGUAAGAAUGACCUGGGAGGUCACAGGAGUCUGGUCAAUAAGUGGACCACCUUCCUCAAGGCCAGACUGACCUGCUCAGUGCCAGGCCUCAACGGCAUCGACACACACUUCGACGAGCUGCAGGAUGUCUUUCUGAUGAGCUCCAAAGAUCCUAAGAACCCAGUGAUCUAUGCUGUCUUCACAACUUCUAGUAACAUAUUCAAAGGCUCAGCAGUGUGUAUGUACAACAUGGCAGACAUUCGGAGGGUCUUCCUGGGUCCCUAUGCCCACCGAGAUGGGCCCACCUACCAGUGGGUACCCUUCCAGGGGAGGGUGCCCUACCCCCGCCCUGGCACGUGCCCCAGUAAAACGUUUGGGGGCUUUGACUCCACCAAGGACCUCCCUGAUGAUGUGAUCACCUUUGCGCGGGGCCACCCGGCCAUGUUUAACCCUGUGCACCCCAUCGGGGGUCGUCCCAUCGUGGUGAGGACUGAUGUGGACUACCAGUUCUCCCAGCUAGUGGUGGACAAGGUGGAGGCUGAGGAUGGACAGUACGACGUCAUGUUCAUUGGAACAGACCUGGGCACGGUCCUGAAGGUGGUUACCAUCCCAAGAGAGAGCUGGCAUGACCUGGAAGAGGUGGUCCUGGAGGAGAUGACCGUGUUCAGGGAGCCCACCCCCAUCACAGCAAUGGAGCUUUCCACCAAACAGCAACAGCUGUACCUGGGCUCGGCGCUAGGCGUUUCCCAGAUGCCUUUGCACCGCUGUGAGGUGUACGGGAAGGCUUGCGCUGAGUGCUGUCUGGCCCGUGACCCCUACUGUGCCUGGGAUGGAACAGAGUGCUCCCGUUACUUCCCUACCGCCAAGCGGAGAACGAGACGCCAGGACAUCAGGAAUGGAGAUCCCCUCUCCCAGUGCUCCGACCUGCAGCAUCAUGAUGACGUGGACGGGCUGGGUCAUGUGGAGGACAGGAGUGUGUACGGAGUGGAGAACAGCAGCAUGUUCCUGGAGUGUAGUCCCAAGUCCCAGAGAGCCCUCAUCUACUGGCAGCUCCAAAGACCUAACGAGGACCGCAAACAUGAGAUCAAGUCGGAGGACAGGAUGAUCCGCACGGAGCAGGGCCUGCUCAUCCGCAUCCUCACCCAGGCCGACUCAGGCGUCUACACCUGCCACGCUGUGGAGCACGGCUUCAUCCAGCCCCUCCUCCGCCUCUCCCUCCAGGUCAUCCCCACACAGAGGCUGGGUGAGCUGCUGCCUGGUGGGCCUCAGGGUGGAGCUGGAGGGUCUGGUGGCGCAGGUAGUGGGUCUGGUGGUGCAGGUGGGCCUGCUGGUGCAGGGCACUCGACAAAACACAAGCUGUGGUACAGGGAUUUCCUCUCCCUCCUCGACCACCCUGACCUGAACAGCGUGGAGGAGUUCUGCGAAAAGGUACGUGUGUGGCGGAAGGAGCGCAAGCAGCGGCGUCUGAAAGCCCCACCAUCACCACCAAUGACCAAAGUCUGGCUAGGCCUGACGGCGGAGCUCCAAGCUCAGGCACAGGCCCCUAAAAACAACAACCAGAAUGCCCAGAACUCUCAGGCCACACCCAACACCCAGAGCCCCCAGAAGGGCCACGGCGCCCUGGGUGGAACCCAGGUGCCUGGUGGUGGGGCCAGAGGUGGACCCCAGCACACGGCCAAGUGGAGGCGGAUGCAGGAGAAUAAGAAGGGGCGAAACAGGAGAACCCAUGAGCAACAGAGACCCCCGCGGAGUGUCUGA